Molecule: messenger RNA, 2275 nt
Organism: Coregonus sp. 'balchen'
Lineage: Eukaryota; Metazoa; Chordata; Actinopteri; Salmoniformes; Salmonidae
Source: the annotation of a GenBank genome assembly
AUGUCUCUGAAGGUUCAUACCAGCAAUGUCACCAACAAGAAUGACCGCAAGUCCAUCAACUCACGCGUGUUCAUCGGUAACCUCAACACAGCCGUGGUGAAGAAGUCGGAUGUGGAGAGUAUCUUCUCGAAAUAUGGCCGCGUGCUGGGCUGCUCUGUGCACAAGGGCUACGCCUUUGUCCAGUACGUCAGCGAGAGGCAUGCCCGUGGGGCUGUUAUAGGGGAGAAUGGACGAGUGCUGGCGGGACAGACUCUGGGUGAGUCCUAUUUGGGUUCUUCUGUCGUUUAUCUCAAUAGUGAAUACUAGGGCCAUGUUUUUGUUUCAGAUGUUUGGGUAAUGAUAAUAAUGUCAUGAUAAUAACAGAUCAGCAAAUGUCAACCGACACUGUCGAGGGAUAAUUAAUCAAAUAGUUUACCCUAAAAUCAAAAUUCUUUAGAUGUUUUCAGACCUCAAAAGAACAUUAGAACAUAUUUCACAGUAUCUGUUAUGUAGAAAUCUGCAGGUCUCAAUUGCACACAUGAAUGGGAAAGAUUGGCACCAUCUAACAUACACAACAGAUGCCGUGGAAUAUGGACUCAGCUUUUGACAUAGGCCUACGGAAAUCGACACAUGUAGAGUUUUGGGGCGAAAUAUUCCUGCUUCAGAGUGCUGAGCGAUUAACCGAAAUGUCCGUUUUUUGUUCCUUCUUUUUCUGUGAGCUCAAUGCGCACAUUGCACUGCAGUUUCUCUAGAGAUAAAUCAGAUCAUGCCCAAACUGUGCGAUGUAGUAGGGAGUUGUAGUUUCCAACAGGCCAAUGUUCUACAUAGUUUAGCGCAGAAAACGUGAUAAUUAACUACAAUGACAAUAAUCCAUUGCGCGGCUACUUGUCCGGUCUGUUUUGUCAGCAUAGGCAGCAGCUCUAGGGAGAUGAGAUUAUUACUUGGAAUGAAAUAGUCAUCAAAUAAAACAAAUAAUAUAUAUUAUAGUGGCAAUCGGCAGCUGAAAUAAUAACAAAGCGAAUCCCUGCCCCUGUUUUGGUAAAAAGCUGAGGGAUUGGGCUUGAGAAAUGUAACCUCUCUCAAAUGCAAAGCUAUGGAUGCAAGGACUGACCAUCCAUGAUAUCAAAAUUAUAGUUUUAACCAUGAUUUGAGGCUAUAUAGUGUUCGUUUACAUUUACUUUGUUUAUAAAACAUUGGAGUAAAACAAGCUUAUAUUUUGGGUUCUGGUGGGGUACGACAGUUGAACUAAGCUAAUAACGCAUUUAUGGGUUAUAUUCUUCAAGAAUCAAUGGGUACAUAUAAUUAAUUUAUAAGUCCAAAAAUUGACGUAGAAACUGCUGAUUGCCCCUUUAAAGUAAAGUAAUAUGAAUAAGUUAUGGUUAGUAAGUGAUAAGCAGUCAUGGGCAAUCACUACCAUCAUGGGACUUUUAUUAAUUGUUCCAGCGUUCAACCUACAUAAUGAGUAGUGCAUUAAAUGUUUUAAAAAAUACUUGAAAAUCGUGAUUAUUUUUUAAGAAUCAAACUGAAACCGAACCAACCUCAAAAAGCACUGAUCGCUCAGCACUACUUUUUUUACUACACUUUUUACUGCAUACAUUUUCCCUGACACCCAAAAGUACUCGUUAUAUUUUGAAUGCUAAUUCACACAUUUAUCAAGAGAACAUCCCUGGUCAUCCCUACUGCCUCUGAUCUGGCGGACUCAAUAAACACAUGCUUCGUUUUUAAAUGAUGUCUGAGUAUUGGACCAUGCCCCUGGCUAUACAUAAAAAUAAAAAUAAAUGAUGCCAUCUGGUUUGCUUUAUAUAAGGAAUUUACAAUUAUUUAUACUUUUACUUUUGAUAAUUAAGUAUAUUUAAAACCAAAUACUUUUAGACUUUUACUCAAGUAGUAUUUGACUGGGUGACUUUGACUUUUAAUUUAGUCAUUUUCUAUUAAGGUAUAUUUUACUCAAGUUUGAGAAUGGGGUACUUUUUCCACCACAGUGUGCCUCUGGGAAAGAUCAGAGAGAGCAGAGAGACCUGCUGGGCCUGUGCUAAGAGCAGUGUGUAUCUGAACCACUCUUACAGCACUCCCUGUAGUCCUUAUCAGGCCUUUGAAGAGUGGUGCUUUUUAUCAGAGCGUUGAUCUCAAUAGAACUCAGAUUAACCUCCUGACUGUGUGGUGAAUCACAGAGGAAUACCAUCGCUGGCCGCACUGCACUGAGCAUCCUUUAACACCCUUCUACUGGUCAUCUGGUACAGCUUCAUCCCCCAUUACACAGAGCCCCAGCUGGACUCUGUCAGCGUCAGGGAACUAA